GGCUGACCACGGCUUGUUUUCGUGCCGAAGCGAUUUUCGUUGUUUUCUCUCAAAGAUUUAUCAUUGGCGGUGUGAAAACGUACAAGUGCUCUGGCGAAAUCAUCCGUUUGUCCGAGGGAACGAAAGGGAAAAUGUGUCGUUGCAAGAAAACCGCUUUGAUUCGUGUGCUUGGUUCAGUGAUAGAGGUUAUGUUUUCUUGUAUGGUGUUGUUCAAUGUAUCUUUCUUUCUGUUUCAGUUUGAUAUCUCGCAAGCCGUGUUACGUGAACACAACCAUAGGAGUCAGGUUCGCCGCCCACUAUCUGUGUGGGAAAGGCUAGAACCUCGCAUUGGAUCGACUAUCCCCACACCCUCUCUGACUGAAGAUUCAAGUGAUGAGGAGGUAGAGCGAUUCAGCCGAUUCACUGCUGAGCGCCCACCGCCUGAAGUACUCGUCAUCCCAGCUGAAGUCCCUGAUGAAGUGGAAGAUGGGGAGUUAGUCGAACCAAGUGAAGCUAAUGUACGUGAUCCUAGUGUUCGAGUCAAUGCUCGUGGCAGAGUGCCCAGCGGAGCUAGAGGUAGCGGCCAAGCACGUGGUGCUGCUCAAGAUCCUAAUGGAGGAUCUGGUGGAGGAUCUCCUCGUGCUGGUGAUCAUCAUGUACCUGCUCAACCUCAACCUCGCCGUGUUCGCGUGGCCAGAGGUGGGCGCGGCAGAGCUAAAUUCAGCCCGCUAUUUGAUAGAAGCCUUAAAAUGGCUGAAGCUGAAAAGGCGAAGCGCAAAUGAUUGACUAAGUGUAGCAGUUGUCGGUUAAAUUAAACUAAUCUUUCUUGAA
Messenger RNA from Thrips palmi, 810 nucleotides. RefSeq lists its product as uncharacterized. Lineage: Eukaryota; Metazoa; Arthropoda; Insecta; Thysanoptera; Thripidae. Bases 132 to 761 code for a protein of 209 amino acids. The record is from RefSeq and is a predicted model, not a curated record. The transcript has 3 exons.